AUGAAGAACGGAACCAUUAGAUUUGUCAAACACACAAAGGAUGCCCUUUGCUACAGCUGGAUCAACCUCCUACUGGUCUUUGUACCAAUCGGUAUCGCCUCCCAUCUUGCCCACCUUGGCCCCGAGAUUGUCUUUGCCAUGAAUGCGGUCGCCAUCAUCCCGCUCGCUGGACUUCUUUCCCAUGCUACCGAGGCCGUCGCGGCAAGACUUGGAGACACCCUCGGAGCCCUGUUGAACGUGUCGUUCGGAAAUGCUGUCGAACUCAUCCUGUUCAUCAUCUUGUUGGCCGGCGAUCAGAUUCGCGUAGUCCAGGCCGCCCUACUGGGCUCCAUCCUCGCCAAUCUACUCUUGAUCUUGGGCAUGGCAUUCCUGCUAGGAGGCCUCAGAUUUCAGGAGCAGGUCUAUAACAGCACCGUCACCCAGAUGAGUGCUUGCAUGCUCAGUCUGGCUGUCAUGAGUCUUUUGCUCCCGACCGCCUUCCACUCCGCCUUCUCUAACUACGAUACGGCCGACCGAGAGACACUAUAUGUCAGUCGUGGAACUAGCGUUGUCUUGCUACUUGUUUAUAUCCUCUACCUGCUGUUUCAGCUGAAGAGCCACAGCUACAUGUACGCUAGUACUCCCCAGCAUAUCAUCGACGAAGAGUCGCAUCCGGGACACGUCAUGUCACGAACAGCAGCAGUCGUCAUGUUGAUGAUCAGUACCGCGCUCGUCGCCGUCUGCGCCGAUUUCAUGUCUGAUGCGAUCGAGCCCAUGGUCGAGAAGACGAAUGUCAGUGCAGCCUUCAUCGGUCUGAUCAUCCUGCCCAUUGUUGGUAACGCAGCUGAACACGUUACUGCCGUCACCGUUGCUGCCAAGAACAAGAUGGAUCUCGCUAUUGGUGUUGCGGUCGGCUCUUCCAUCCAGAUUGCCAUCUUCAUUACGCCUUUUAUCGUCAUCCUUGGCUGGAUAAUGAAUAAGGAGAUGUCACUUUACUUCAACAUAUUUGAAACCGUCGCCCUUUUCGUUACGGCCUUUGUCGUCAACUUCUUGGUUCUAGACGGAAGAAGCAACUACCUAGAAGGUAGUCUGCUCAUUGCUGCCUACGUCAUCAUCGCCCUCAGUAGUUUCUUCUACCCUGACGGCUGUGAUGCUUCACCCAUUGGUGGACAGGAAGGCACGUGUUAA
Molecule: messenger RNA, 1167 nt
Organism: Aaosphaeria arxii CBS 175.79
Lineage: Eukaryota; Fungi; Ascomycota; Dothideomycetes; Pleosporales
Product: calcium/proton exchanger
Exons: 2
Coding region: 1-1167 (388 amino acids)
Biological process (GO): intracellular calcium ion homeostasis; calcium ion transmembrane transport
Cellular component (GO): fungal-type vacuole membrane
Molecular function (GO): calcium:proton antiporter activity
Source: RefSeq, a predicted model, not a curated record